Molecule: messenger RNA, 2532 nt
Organism: Periconia digitata
Lineage: Eukaryota; Fungi; Ascomycota; Dothideomycetes; Pleosporales; Periconiaceae
Source: the annotation of a GenBank genome assembly
UCUCAAACCGCACGUGUUGUCGCGUCGCGAUUCCUUAGGUUAGUGGUGCCUUGGAUCUUCGACGCGCCUGAAGUUGGCCACAUUCAUUCCUCCAACAUUCACAUCAACCAAAUGUCCAAAACGCUCUCGGCCGGCGAGAAAGGCACUCCUACCGCCACCAGACUCCACGGCACGCCCGCUUCAGUCGAUCGUUUACACAAGCCCUUCAAAUGUCCCGGCUCCGCCACCUCGACGCGAGCUACUGAAAAGCCAGCAAGGAAGCGACGCAAGGUUAACUAUGCCGGUGCAGAUGGCGACGCAGAGGAGGGCGACAAGCCUUACUCCAACGACGACAGGCUCGCUCUUGCCACCCGGGAUGCGAACCGGUUUCCAGUCUUCAAGCCCAAGGACAAAGACACGGCAUUUAAAGCGCGAUUUACUGUACCAUUGAUAACGAAGGAUACGGGGUCGUAUAAUCCAUUUCGGCCAGCACCUCUGCUGGGGAUGAGGCAAGGACGAGUCUUCGUGGCACGGCCGCUACAUGAUCCCAGUGGAGAGUUUGCAAUCGUGCUCUAUGAUCCAACUGUGGACGACAAGCCGAUACCGAAGGAGGACGUAGAGCCGAAGUUAAGUCAAGAGCAGAAAGAGGACCUGGACGUGCCCGUGGUUCACAAAAGUCUAGCGGACAUCCUAGGCAUUAAGAAGAAAGUCGAUAAUGAUCAUCCACGAGUACCAGUCGUCAUUGACCCCCGGCUAGCCAAAGUAUUACGCCCACAUCAAGUCGAGGGUGUCAAGUUUUUGUAUCGUGCAACAACGGGAUUGAUCGACCCGAAAGCGAACGGCUGCAUCAUGGCAGAUGAGAUGGGUCUAGGAAAAACACUGCAGUGCAUCGCGCUCAUGUGGACUCUUUUGAAGCAAUCGCCGGACGCAGGGAAACCUACAAUCCAGAAAUGCGUCAUUGCGUGCCCAUCCAGCUUGGUGAGAAACUGGGCGAAUGAACUGGUAAAAUGGCUAGGUAAGGACGCCAUCACACCGUUUGCCAUUGAUGGGAAAGCUUCGAAAGAAGAGCUGCUACAACAAAUCAAACAAUGGAGCAUCGCUUCCGGUCGAUCGGUUGUGAGGCCUGUGUUGAUCGUUUCCUACGAAACUCUACGACUCAACGUAGGAGAGCUGGCACAAACCCCCAUUGGCUUGCUGUUGUGUGACGAAGGCCAUCGCUUGAAGAAUGGCGAAAAUCAGACGUUCACCGCACUCAACGGAUUGAACGUCCAAAAACGCGUUAUCCUUACCGGAACGCCCAUUCAGAAUGAUCUUUCUGAGUACUUUUCUCUUCUCAAUUUUGCCAAUCCAAACUACCUCGGUACUAGGAAUGAUUUUCGCAAACAGUACGAGAUUCCCAUAUUACGAGGCCGUGAUGCCAAUGGUACAGAUGAGGACCGUAAGAAAGGAGACGAGCGUCUGCGAGAGCUUUUGACCCUGGUCAACAAAUUCAUCAUCCGGCGGACAAACGACAUAUUAUCCAAAUAUCUCCCAGUCAAGUACGAGCACGUAGUGUUCUGUCAUCUCGCACCUUUUCAGAAGGAUCUGUACAAACACUUCAUACAAUCGCCAGAUAUCAAAUCGCUUCUUCGUGGGAAAGGCUCCCAACCACUAAAAGCCAUUGGUAUGCUCAAGAAACUCUGCAAUCAUCCGGAUCUUCUUGAUCUGCCAUCAGACCUGACCGGCUGCGACGAGUUUUUACCGGAUGACUUUGUCCCCAAAGACGCAAGAGGAAGAGAUCGUGAAGUCAAAGUUUGGUAUUCAGGAAAAAUGCUGGUUCUAGAUCGGAUGCUCGCUCGCAUUCGCGCGGAUACUAAUGACAAGAUCGUUCUCAUUUCCAAUUACACACAAACUCUCGACGUCUUUGCCGCGCUGUGUCGCUCUCGCGGAUACGGGUGUCUUCGCCUGGAUGGAACCAUGAAUGUCUCGAAGCGGCAAAAGCUUGUAGAUAAGUUCAACGACCCUGAAGGCCCAGAAUUCGUCUUCCUGCUUUCUUCCAAGGCCGGUGGCUGCGGUCUCAAUCUCAUUGGUGCAAAUCGACUGGUUCUUUUCGAUCCAGACUGGAAUCCUGCAGCUGACCAGCAAGCUUUGGCACGUGUCUGGCGCGAUGGGCAGAAGAAGGAUUGUUUCGUUUACCGCUUCAUCACGACUGGGACUAUUGAAGAAAAGGUUUUCCAGCGCCAGUCCCACAAACAAGCCUUGUCGUCUUGUGUCGUCGAUUCAUCGGAGGAUGUUGAGCGGCACUUUUCAAUCGAUUCUCUUCGCGAGCUAUUCCAGUACAGGGAUAACACAACGAGUGAUACUCAUGACACGUUCAAGUGCAAACGUUGUAGGAAAGAGGAUGGAAGACAGGUUAUCAAGGCACCGGCGAUGCUCUACGGCGAUACAAGUUCAUGGAAUCAUUUUGUCAACGACGGUGACAAUGGUCCACUAGGGAAGAUCCAAGAUUUGCUUCUCAGGCAGGAGACAGCGGAGAAGGAUGUCAGUGCUGUCUUCCAAUAUAUCAGCCAUUAG